GUAAAUCACACGUUAGAUUUAUAUAUAGACAUUAAUAAAAUUACUUCCUUUUUCUUCAAAUUAUGUCCCAAGAAAGAAAUCAAAACAAAGAAGGAAAUAAAAGAGAAGAAUGGCUUUGAUGCUUCUUCCAAAUUCGAAUCAAAAGUGGUUAACAACUUGUCAAACGUUUUUCCUGUUGGUACUGGUGGCUAUAGAUUUAUGCAGUGGUUCGGUUUCGUGGAGCCUGGCCACUAAACCAGCAGUGUUUGGUAACGAUAUAGAGUUACAUUGUAAUCUUGAUAAUGAUACGUCACUCAACGGUUCCAGGCAUUGGAGUAAAGGAGACAACGUUAAAGUGUUGGUAGUAGACGGCAAGACAAUCAACGAUACAAAAUAUUCUGAGGAACUAGACAAAGCUAAACGUACUUCCAUUUUAACUAUAACUUCAUUAGAUACUGGUGAUGUGAACGUUCCAUACACGUGCCAACAUGGCUUCCAAACGUACAAGAAAGUUUUGAAUAUGACUGUGGAGAACUUCGAAUAUCAUCCUGACAAAAGCAAUGCAUCUUUCAAUCAGGAAGACGAUCAUGUGUUGUUCUCAAUGAAAUUUGAAAGAGUGUUCCCAGUUCCUACUUGCAAAGCAUCAUAUGGGGAUCAAAACAUUACAAACUUGUUGAACAUAAGUUACGUUCUUCAGGAUGUAUUUUACAAAGUUGAAAUCAACCUGAAGUAUCAUCACAUCUCGAAAGAAUGUAUUCAUCAUCCUUUCGAGCUCGACUGCUGCGUCGGAACAAAGACGAUCAAACAACGUUUUGAGACGGCAAAUGAUGUUUGUCUGGAGAUGACCCCCGAAUUAAAAACUGAUGAAAAACCAAAUGAAUCCGAGAAGGAUCAGACCCUUGGAACUGUUGGACAAGUAGUAUUUGGGAUAGUGUUUUUAAUUUACUGUGUUAUAUUCCCUCUAACAUUUGCAUAUAUACAGUAUAAUAAUAAGUACUAACUGUUCGCUGAUAGUUGAGAAGAAAUCAGUGUAGAAAGUAAAAGGUUAUUUAUCUUGUAAAUUCUAUCUACUCUGUUUCAAAAAAA
Molecule: messenger RNA, 1065 nt
Organism: Mytilus trossulus (common blue mussel)
Lineage: Eukaryota; Metazoa; Mollusca; Bivalvia; Mytilida; Mytilidae
Exons: 7
Coding region: 110-979 (289 amino acids)
Source: RefSeq, a predicted model, not a curated record